CCAGAGAAUGAAUAAUCACAAGAAACUGGCUUAAGCAGCUCCCUGGAUCUGGUGCAUGAUUUCGAUUGAGUUUGAUUUGAUUUAAUUUUUUUAUUUUUGUUUAUAUUUUUUUCCCCAAGUCAUCGUUCGCAUUUUAUUUUCUGCAUUUCUUCCUUCUUUUUUUUUUUUUUUUUUUUUUUUCACCUUUUGGGAGAUUUGCAAACCGAAUUACAUGCAUGUCCAGUGGGGGAAGGUUUAAUUUUGACGAUGGAGGGUCGUACUGUGGAGGCUGGGAGGACGGAAAGGCUCAUGGCCAUGGAAUCUGUACCGGCCCGAAGGGUCAAGGUGAAUAUUCGGGCUCCUGGAGUCACGGCUUUGAGGUGCUGGGGGUCUACACUUGGCCCAGUGGCAACACUUACCAGGGCACCUGGGCGCAGGGCAAGCGCCAUGGCAUUGGCAUGGAGAGCAAAGGGAAGUGGGUGUACAAAGGAGAGUGGACCCAUGGAUUUAAGGGACGGUACGGGGUCCGAGAAUGCACUGGAAACGGGGCCAAGUACGAAGGCACCUGGAGCAAUGGAUUACAGGAUGGCUACGGGACAGAGACCUACUCGGAUGGAGGGACAUACCAGGGCCAGUGGGUUGGAGGGAUGCGCCAGGGUUACGGCGUCCGGCAGAGCGUUCCCUACGGCAUGGCCGCGGUUAUCAGGUCACCCCUGAGGACGUCCAUCAACUCCCUGCGCAGCGAGCACACCAACGGCACGGCGCUGCACCCCGACGCCUCGCCGGCCGUGGCCGGCAGCCCGGCCGUGUCCCGGGGGGGCUUUGUGCUCAUGGCCCACAGCGACGCCGAGAUCCUCAAGAGCAAGAAGAAGGGCAUCUUCCGGCGGUCGCUGCUCAGCGGGCUCAAGCUCCGCAAGUCCGAGUCCAAGAGCUCCUUGGCCAGCCAGCGGAGCAAGCAGAGCUCGUUCCGGAGCGAAGCCGGGAUGAGCACGGUCAGCUCCACCGCCAGCGACAUCAACUCCACCAUCAGCCUGGGCGAGGGCGAGGCCGAGCUCUCCGUCAUCGAAGACGACAUCGACGCCACCACCACCGAGAUCUACGUGGGCGAGUGGAAGAACGACAAGCGGUCAGGCUUUGGGGUGAGCCAGCGCUCGGACGGGCUCAAGUACGAGGGCGAGUGGGCCAACAACAAGCGCCACGGCUACGGCUGCAUGACCUUCCCUGAUGGCACCAAGGAGGAGGGCAAGUACAAGCAGAACAUCCUGGUCAGCGGCAAGAGGAAGAACCUCAUCCCGCUGCGGGCCAGCAAGAUCCGUGAGAAGGUGGAUCGGGCCAUGGAGGCGGCCGAGCGGGCGGCCACCAUCGCCAAGCAGAAAGCGGAGAUCGCGGCGUCCAGGACCUCUCACUCCAGGGCCAAGGCAGAGGCGGCUGUGACAGCGGCGCAGAAAGCUCAGGAGGAAGCGCGGAUCGCCAGGAUCACUGCCAAAGAGUUCUCGCCUUCCUUCCAGCACAGGGAAAACGGGCUCGAAUGCCAGAGACCGAAGCGCCAGAACUCGAGCGAUGACAUCGAGGUCCUGUCCACCGGGACCCCCCUCCAGCAGGAGAGCCCCGAGCUGUACCGCAAAGGGACCACCCCGUCCGACCUGACCCCCGACGACAGCCCGCUGCAGAGCUUCCCUGCCAGCCCCUCCUCCACGCCCCCCCUGGGCCCUUCCUGCAGGAACAAGAGCGCCCACUUCUCCAGGCAGGUCUCGGUGGACGAAGAGAGGGGCGGGGAGAUCCAGAUGUUGCUGGAGGGGCGUGGCGGGGAUUACCUGCGACCCAACAGCUGGAGCAGCGAAGAGAAGGCCGGCGGGACGCGCGGAGUGAGAAGCGGGACCCUGCGCGCUGGGCAGCUGGGGGCGGCCCCCGCCCCCGAAGACUACCGAGGUCGGAGCGGAGGGCACAAACACUCGGCCUCCAACCACAAGCAAAGAGAGAGGUGGACAGAUUCCCCUGCCACGGUUUCAUGGACUUCCCACCACAGGUCCCACAACCACAGCUCAGGGAGCUCCAAACUGCUUGAGCUGGACGAGGAGAAGAUGAGCAAUUACGAGAUGGAGAUGAAGCCCCUCAUGAGGAUGGAUUCUUAUAUGCAAGAGAUUCACACCCAAAAAAGACACUACAGCAAAGGGGGAGGCUGCAGGAGCGUGGCUGACGACCACCGUGGGGAAGAGCGGGGCUUCGGGGUUCAGAGACUGAGGUCUAAGUCCCAGAACAAAGAGAAUUUCAGGCCAGCUUCCUCUGCAGAGCCCACGGUGCAGAAACUGGAAAACCUGAGAUUCGGGGACAAAGCUGAACCUCGGCUACUAAGGUGGGACUUAACCUUCUCCCCGCCACAGAAAUCUUUACCUGUUGCACUAGAAUCUGAAGAGGACAGUGGGGAUGCGCUCAAAUCCAGUACGGGUUCAGCUCCCAUCCUGGUAGUCAUGGUGAUCUUACUAAAUAUUGGAGUCGCCAUUUUGUUUAUUAACUUUUUCAUCUAAUUCAAGACUGUCUUGUUUGCAAAAAUAACAGUUACAUGUAUGAAUGGGAAAACAAAACAAAAAAAACAAAGAAAAAAAAAAACACAAAAACAAACCAGAACCAAACAACAAACAACAACAAAACAAAGGGAAAAAUCAUAACUCGAACUGUCCUCCGACAAUUUCCAAGUCUUUUCACAGAAGAACAACAAAUGAUCGAGUCUCACUCACAGUUUGCCUUUUUUCCUGGGUAAUGUUUUUUGGAUUUUAGCCAAAAUUCUUUGCUUGUAUAACACUAUGCUGUGUGGCAUGGCAAAAUGCUAUCAACACUCUGCCCCCCCAACAUUGGGAAGGAUGAGAAGGAAUCCCAACAAAAGAAAACCUCGUUUCCCUUCCCCUCACCAUCCCCCUCCCCCCCCCAAAAAAAAAAAAAAUGG
Messenger RNA from Empidonax traillii (willow flycatcher), 2920 nucleotides. RefSeq names its product junctophilin 3 (gene JPH3). Gene Ontology annotation, cellular component: plasma membrane; endoplasmic reticulum membrane; junctional membrane complex. The transcript has 5 exons. The record is from RefSeq and is a predicted model, not a curated record. Gene Ontology annotation, biological process: regulation of synaptic plasticity. The coding region runs from base 216 to 2504 and encodes 762 amino acids. NCBI's taxonomy places the organism in Eukaryota, Metazoa, Chordata, Aves, Passeriformes, Tyrannidae.